AUGAGGCCCGGUGGUAGCAUCAUCUCUGCUGCAAGUGUGUUUGGUCAAAUGGGUGCCCCCGGUGUCUCGGCCCACUGCGGCAGCAAAGAAGAUGUUUUUGGGAUGGUGCAGACGGCAGCAAAGGAGAAGCAACAUAUUCUAGUUAACUUUAUUUCACCAGUUAAGCCUAUCUUCUGCGACAGGGUUCGAUAUCAUUUAACCAACCGUUUAGGCUCUGUCAAUAUACUCCUCUUCACCGGUGGAGACCCCGAAGAUGUGAAGCGCGGGUUGCAAAAGACGACAAAUAAACGACAGGCAGAGCCGUGGAGAUUGCAACUGUGA
Penicillium samsonianum is the source of this 321-nucleotide messenger RNA. RefSeq lists its product as uncharacterized. The transcript is spliced from 2 exons. Lineage: Eukaryota; Fungi; Ascomycota; Eurotiomycetes; Eurotiales; Aspergillaceae. The record is from RefSeq and is a predicted model, not a curated record. Bases 1 to 321 code for a protein of 106 amino acids.